AUGGACUGCAUGGUACCAAUUGCCAACUACCAAAGAACGGAUGCUAGUCUUUUGCUCAAAUACGCCGAGAAGCUUUUCCAAGAUAGCACAUUCCAUCAAUAUCUGACUCCACAGCAGCUCAUCGUGCUUAAUAAGGUAUUAACGGUACAAGAUCCCGUUUACAAAGAGAAAGUGUGGGUGGAGCUGGUGAAUAGUAAUGUGGUGCUAGAUGUUGUUAAGAAAUUGGAACGGGAUCACGGCCAAAAAGCAGUUAGUGACAACUCAAAGAAAAGCUCAGAAAUCGAAGAGAUCGCAUCUCCCGACGACAAGUGCGACAAGAAAGACGAGCAGUGCUCCGAUGCUCCAAAACAAGACCACACAACAACUCAGUCCAGUUCCGAAAUAAGCCAUCAAUCCGAUGUCCCUGUGAAGAAGGAAGCGGAUCUUUCGCUGGACGCUGACUUCUCCGAGGUUGACUUAGAAAAUCUACAGCAACAACUGAGUGGAACAGAAUUUAUUGGGAACUUGUCACUGAAAAUCAGGUACGUAUUGUGGGAGAGUGCGAUAGAUCCUUUGUGCGAUCGAUUUUCCGAGGAUAAGCAAGACCUUCUGCCUUUGAAUGAAGCUGCGAACCAAAGAGUCGAUGACUCUCAAUCCGGCACUGAUGCUUCUGGAAAGUCAAGUGUACGAACGGAAUUUGAGCGAAACCAAGAAGAGAGAGAAGAAGAUUACGAUGUUGAAUCCGACGAAAACGAUAAUAACGUUGUACCGGUACUUGAUCAAAAGGAAUCAAAUCAGACUGAUACACAAAUAUCAUUUGAUGAUUUCGGUCGUCUCAUUUUCGUCUUAGAAAUUACCAGGGAUACCUUAUCGGCCUUAGGUGUCACAAAUACUCAGGCAAUAAUAGAAAACUUCAACAGGAUAUACCACAACUUCGAGAAUGACCGAGAAAAUUUGCUAAAAAGGCUUAAACUGGAAGAAAGCGACAAACUAUUGGAGCCUUCGAAAAAAAGAUCACAUCAGGAGACUGAAACGACCACUGACAAAGAGAGAGAGGAAUCCAUGGAUUUGGAUGUAGAUUCUAAAAAGAUUAAGUCGCAAAAAAGUGACACUCCUUCACUCUCUGUCAAUUUAGGCUCUGCAAACCUCUCCUUGAAGCAUUUGCUGGCGUCCAUCCAGGACAAUAAGUCAAAGUUAGAUAUAUCAGACUAUGAGUUAAGGCAUUUGAUCAUGGAUGUUCGAAAAAACAGAUCAAAGUGGGCAUCAGAUGACAAAAUAGGGCAAGAAGAACUUUAUGAUGCUUGUGAAAAGGUUGUACUCGAGCUUCGAAAUUUUACCGAGCACUCUACGGCUUUUCUCAAUAAAGUUAGUAAGAGGGAAGCGCCUAAUUAUUAUCAAAUUAUCAAAAAACCCAUGGAUUUGAAUACAGUCUUGAAGAAGCUGAAAACCUACCAAUACAAUUCAAAACAAGAAUUUGUUGAUGACGUUAUGUUGAUAUGGAAGAACUGCCUUACAUAUAAUUCAGACCCUAAACACUUUCUCAGAACACAUGCUAUUGCUAUGCAAAAGAAGUCACUAGCACUAAUCCCUUUAAUCCCCGAUAUUACUAUAAGGGAUCGUUCAGAGGUGGAGCGAGAACUAGAAGACAUAGACAAAGAAAAUGACAAAGACGGGGAGGAGGAAGAAGAGGUCUCUGGGACCGGGAGAAAGGGAGGAAAUGUUCGUGGCAUUAAACAUGGGCCUGGUGAAAAAAAAUCUACGACGCCAGAAACACCGUCUGCCGUUGAUGAACUACGUAGCGAAAUCUCGAAUAAAGGCUUCAAGGGCUCAAAAGCUCUUUCUGCAGAUGAGGACAACAUGGAUGAGAACGAGGAUAUAUCACAAGUUGCAACAAAAAGUAAUACACGCGCCGGCAAGAGCGCUGUUAUGGAAAAUGGCGUUUCAGGAUUUGACUCCGGAGCCGACAUCGAAAACUUACAAGAAGAGGAGCAGCUUGAUACCAGAGGGGAUCAAGAGCCUAUAGAAAAAGAGGAAGAGACUCGAGAAAUGGAUCAGGAACCGGGAUAUGAAGAAGAUGAUGAAGAAGAUGAGGAAGAUGGGGAAUUAGGCUCGAACAUGUAUUUGGUAGAGAAGGAUGACGAUAAAGACGAUUUGGAGCUUUCUACGUGGAAAAAUUCCACAGCAAGUGUCCGCGCGGAGCUUUGCAUAAAAAGAGGCAAUCUGUUCGAUAAACAUGGUCUUAACAUGAAAGCUCCUGCGAUUCUUCGGAAUCCUGGAAAAAUGAAAGACUUCGAGCAGUUUCUGAAGGAAUACAAAGAUCAACAGAAUGCCGAAUUGGAGAGGCGAAAACUGGAACAGGAAUCAAUAAUGAAGAACGGAUUUGGCACUGUGGUGAAACAGGAAGAGGAGGACAUCUCUUUGGCACUAGCACAGCAGUCCCAGGGUAUCAAUAAUGAUAGCGAAAUGGAGAAGGGCUCUACUGAAAUUGAGCUGGAUGACGCCAACUUUUUGACAGAAUACAAUGUUGCAAAUUCCGUACCGGCAAUCAAGUACAAGGGAAUAGACAAUAGUGAGAUAGACCAAGCGGAGAGCAAAAUCGUGGAGUCGAUUUUGUCCAAUGGAAACUUGCACGAGAGUGAAUUCCUUGCUAAUAAAGACAAGGGCCUUAAUCCCAAAAUUAACGCUAAUAUUCAGCUAAUACAAGAGAUUAGACAUAUCUGUCAUAAAAUAGCAUUGAUACGAAUGCUUCAAAAUCCUCAAAAUCCGUCUCAACAGGUCAAAAGCAAUCAAAUUAAUUCUAAUAGCCAGAUCUGGGAUACUCACAAAUAUAAGUUUACUUGUAUUGAUGAUGACUUGGAUUUGGAUCCAGUGUCCAGGCUUUCGACGCGAAACCAGAAGCAUGACAAACAGUUAAUCCGUCGCCUGAUGCAUAAGAACGUUUCAAAAAUAGCCAUGUCAAACGGAUUUGAAAGCACCCAGCCUGUGGCAAUUAACAUGCUCACCGAAAUUGCUGGAGAAUACCUAUCGAAUCUGGUGAAAACGGUGAAGAUCCACCACGAAAGUACGUCCUUGAAUCCAAAAGAACCAGUUGAAAUUUUGGAAAUGUCGCUACUUGAAAAUGGUAUUAAGAAACCCGACGACUUAUAUUCAUAUAUCGAAGCCGAAUUUGUCAAAAAGAACAAUAAGCUGACUGAUAUUAAGCUUAAGCUCAACAACUUCCUCAAGGAAAUUCUGCGGCCAACAUUGCAGGAUUUGUCGGAGAAGAACUUUGAAGACGAAAGUCAGAGUUUUAUGACUGGUGAUUUUUCCAGCGAAAUUACAGGCGAAGAUUUCUUUGGAUUCAAAGACUUAGGUCUUGAUCGUGAGUUCGGAGUCUUGAGUAAUUCUGUUCCAAUGCAGCUCUUGACCUUUCAGUUCCAAGGAAAGGGAUCUGAGACCAAGAUACAGGACAAAAAAAUUCAACCCGAAGAAUUUAAUGAUGUUGCCUACUCCGAUGUUACUGCAAAUUCAGUUCAGGAAGGCAAAUACUGGAAAACAUUGCAGCCCCUCUUGGAGAGGGCUCUGAGUCGAUUCAAAAAUCAGAGUUUGAAAAAUGGGAAACAAAAGACCUCCGAAAGCGCUUCAGGAAGACACCAAGAGAGUACCGAUUUUGUCCUUGCCGAAGAUGAAGAUAUUCCUUCUAAGUCCAAGUCAUCGGGCAAACCCAGGUUACCUCCCACUGGAAAAAUAAGCACUAACUACAGGAAAAAGCCCAUAUCCGAUGCUUUUUUUGCACCUGAUCAUCCGUCGCAGCCGAUUGACAUCAAGAAAGCCCCUGAACGCGCUAAUAGAGGUUCUUCUGAUCAGCUAUGGAACGAGAAAGAACAGACCAGUUCUAACGAGACGGCUGACAUCACCGCGCCCCAGUCAUUUACCCUAAGCCUACCUAAAGUCUCAGAAUAA
This is a messenger RNA of Lachancea nothofagi CBS 11611, 3921 nucleotides long. NCBI's taxonomy places the organism in Eukaryota, Fungi, Ascomycota, Saccharomycetes, Saccharomycetales, Saccharomycetaceae. The record is from the annotation of a GenBank genome assembly.